Myxocyprinus asiaticus (Chinese sucker) is the source of this 12398-nucleotide messenger RNA. Its product is annotated as sulfotransferase 2B1-like. Bases 152 to 1096 code for a protein of 314 amino acids. Gene Ontology annotation, molecular function: sulfotransferase activity. The transcript is spliced from 7 exons. NCBI's taxonomy places the organism in Eukaryota, Metazoa, Chordata, Actinopteri, Cypriniformes, Catostomidae. The record is from RefSeq and is a predicted model, not a curated record. Gene Ontology annotation, cellular component: cytoplasm. Gene Ontology annotation, biological process: sulfation.
UCCUUAUGCAGUUUAAUCUGAUGGAGUUUAGUUAUGAAGUUGAAAUGCGUAAAUCUUAAAAAUUGGCUAAAAUAAUUUUUGAGUGUGGCUUGAAAACUUUUUGAAUACCAACAUUUACAUUUUUAAAGAUAAGACUCACACAUAUGCAGGGAUGGCUCGAUUAGAUAUCACCGAAACUUUUUGCAACAUCUUGUUCCCAGGGCACAUGCACACUCAAGACUCCCUGAGUUACGCCACCAACUUCAAGUUUCAGGAUACUGAUACUCUAAUUGUCACCUACCCAAAAUCAGGAACUACAUGGAUACAGGAAAUCAUCACUCUAGUUCUGAGUAAAGGAGACCCAACUAUAGCCCAAACGCAGCCCAACUGGGCACGUGCACCAUGGCUUGAGCAGUACUACUGCCCGAAAUUCCUAGAAGCCUCCAUGGGCCCUCGAAUUAUCACUACACACCUGCCUUACCACUUACUGGCACCAGCCCUGCAAGAUUCAAAAGCAAAGGUUAUUUAUGUGGCCCGAAAUCCCAAAGAUGUGGUUGUGUCCUAUUAUCACUUUCACAAGAUGGCCAACUUUCUGCCUGACCCAGGCUCUUUCACUGAGUUUCUCAGUGCUUUCCUGAAGGGUACAGUGCAUUAUGGCUCUUGGUUUGAUCAUAUCAAGGGUUGGAUCGGCCAUGCGAAAGAUAUUCAGAACUUUCUUUACAUCACAUACGAGGAAAUGUGGCAGGAUCUUCAUAGUUCUCUUGAGAAAGUGAGUUGUUUCCUGCAAUGUUCUUUAACUGAGGAUGAGCUGACUUCCUCUCAGAAGCACUGCAGUUUCAAUAGCAUGAAGGAGAAUGCUAUGGUGAACUACACCCUCAUCCCUCAAGAGAUCAUGGACCACAGCAAAGGCAAAUUCAUGAGGAGGGGUAAAAUGGGAGAUUGGAAGAACAUGUUCACUGAGGAGCAGAGCGACCACUUUGAUGCCGUUUAUUCCUCUCAGAUGGUAGAAUCAUCACUGCUGUUUAAAUGGGAACGCCCUGAAGAUGCUCUACAGCUUAUGAUAACCAUUAAUACUCCUGAAUCCCAUUCACUCAGAGAGAUUGUGAAAUGUUCAUAAUACUCAACAUUGAAAGGCCCACUGAUUGGGUUUGCUGAACUAUUAUGUAUAUGUAUAUACUGUACUGUAUAUAUAUAUUUUACGUUCCUGUUUUAUUCCUGUUUUUUAAUUAGUCCAAUGCAUGUGCGAUGUGUGUGUGUUUUAUGUGGUUCUUACAAAGGGUAAUUGAGGCUGAACUUUUUAAGUUUUCAACCUUAAGGCCUUAAAAAAAAUGCCUUACAACAGUAUUAAAUAUACAGUAUUCACGUUUAAUUGACUAUUUUUGUACAUGUGCUACAUGCUAUUUUAACAAUCAACUGCAUUAAUCUUAGUGAUGUUGCUGUGCAGACAUAAUGUAAGUUAUAUAAAGUACACAUAAUUUAUCCUUUACAUAUAUAUAUAUAUAUAUAUAUAUAUAUAUAUAUAUAUAUAUAUAUAUAUAUAUAUAUAUAUAUAAGAAAUAAUGCUUGAAGAUUAUUCUGUAGUAAAAAAAUAAAAUAAAAAUAAAAAUUAUGUCCAAAUACCUGAUCAGAUGGGUAGGGUUAUGAAUCUGUAUUAUUGUUUUACCUGUUACAUAUGUGAUUUACCUUUUCUUUACAUCUGUCAAGGCGAUAUUUGUAUGUAACUGUCAGAUGGCUGAUUUAAAGGUGAAGUGUGUACUGAAAUUGCAAUGCAAAUGACUGUUUUUAAACAGGUUACAUGAAUACCCUCCUCCAUAUCCCAUUGGUUGUAAAAAAAAAAAAAAAAUAAUAAUAAUUGGUCCCACCCCAAACGCCACUGAUUGAGCCAAUGUUGCUGUGUCAGGUUGGUCAGGAUGCUCAAACAAACAGAGCAAUGUUUUGAUAGCGUUUAAGAAAUCAACCUACAAACGGCUUGUUAACUCUGCACAUUAAACUGUAAAAAUUUUAACAUUGACUAAAAUUACACACUUAAAACUUCUUAGCCGUAAAUCAUUGUCAAGCAUCACUCAAGCUGUGUGCUAUUUGCUGUCCUUAAUCACUUGAAAAAAUACCUGAUGUGCAAUACUUUUAUGAAGCAAGUCUAUGUCAAAAAAUACAUUAAAACCUACUCAAAAACUUCUGUUCUUAUGCUAAUUGUGGUUAUUUCAAGUUCAAAUUCAAGUGAAAUAACAUUAAUGGUGUGAAGAUGAAAAAUGUGACUCUCAGGGAUGUUGAGUAGAAGGACUGUGGAGCUCAUUAGAUGUUCGGGUAAACGUGAGGCUAAUCUAAAAAGCCAGACCUUUAAGAUGGCAUUCUCUUUAAUGAAGAGAGUGAAGUGUUUAGAGGUGGAGUGCUGCAUCUGUGCUGCACUUGAAGAAAAGCACUUGAAAUGUUCAUUUGGAAGGAAGAAACAACUUAUUCUUAGUCUGACAACCCCAGUACAGACUAAUGGAUUAGAGUUCUGGCACCCCAUUAGACUGAAUUUAUUUUACAGUCACUUGACAAAUAGAAAAUCAGGAUUAAUGUUGCACAGGCAUCCUGAAAGGUGCUACUAUAAAUAAGCAGUUGAUGACUGUCUGAUGCGUUUUACAUACGAAAACAGCACGCUCCAUGUCAGUGGUUGGUUUUGCACCAUUCUGGAGAAGAACAGGUGCUGCUUUUGUCAAAGUUUGCAAGGUCGUGCCAAAUGUUUGAAAGAUAUUCAAGAAUUUGGUCUUAGGUUGCUUCAUCGAAAAGACCAUGCUGUUCAACCUGCUUCACCAGCUAGAUUGGCACCAUUUCAGCACUAACCAGCAUAAACCAGCCUAGACAAUCAUGAGAAUUGUAUUCUGGAUAAGUUGGUCUUUUUAGCAGGGUGUGCUUGGAUUUGCCAAGAUACUAAAAUCUGCAAUCAAAAAUAAAAGAUGAAAAAUCUCUCGUCAAAUUCCUCCAAGUCCUAAUUAUGUGGAGCUAUGCAAUCAAGGGUGUAGAUUCCAGGGGGGUUAGGAAGAGGUAACCCUACACACAUACACACACACACUUCACGCUGCAACCCCUCCAAUGUUCAAGCCAAAUCUACGCCCUUGUAUGCAAUCCACAUUAAUUUUAUAGCACUAUACAUUUACGGCAUUUUUCAAAACUUUCUCAAUGAAAAAUUAAAACUCCAUUGAGUCUCCCAAGCUAUGAAAGAACAACCUCUGAGAUAUAUAAUUUUUACACAAGCAGACAAUUUUUCGAUGUAGAGAAGGAGUUUCAGUGGCAACAUAGCUGCCUGAUACACUAAGCACAACACACAUGGCAUUUGCAUGGCAUUUAGAGUCUGUCAUCACCAAUCUAUGGCCAUUAGUAUGUAACUGUAAAACAGGCACAGACAUACAAGCCAGCACAAACACAGUUUGUCUGCGUUCAGUCAUACUGAGAGGCCUCACAUUUUUAACCCUUUUGAUUUCCAGUGUGAAGGAGUGAAUGUGACAUUUUUAAAAUAAGCAACUAUGUUCUUCAGAGGUACUCAUCAGAGUUAUUCAUGUGUAUAAAAAAAAAUCAAGGGAGUAAAAGUACCAACAAACUACAAAUGCAAUGGAAUCAGAAAAGGACGAAUCCUUCACUGGUUGACUGUAAAGACAAAGAAUUGUUUAUUCAAAUAUUAAACAUUUGUCAUAAGUUACAGUACCAUCAUGCUGCUCCAAACAUCUCCAGACAUCAAGUUCAUGUUGCUCUUGCAAUGAAAGUGAAUGCUGACCACAGUUGUCAAUCAAGAUUCUAAAGGCAAGAUUGCCAUUGAAUAAUGACUUAAAUUUCAGUCAACUCCUCAGCUGUCAUAUGGCUUCAGAAGACUUUGAAUAUAGUGCAAGAUUCGUAUGGACUACUUUAUUGGUGCUUUUGUGACAGAAUGAAAUUAAUUCUGCAAAACAGAACCUAAAAUUAACAAUUACAUACGUCUUUAUACUGUAAGGUUGUCAUUCAAAAGAACAAACGACCCUGCAGCAUUCUGGAAAGGGUAGUUUAUGGUUAUAAAAAAAAGAAAACCUAAAAAGAACGUUCCCAUUUUAUUUAGCAGUAAAAACAAAUAACAACAAAUGGGAACCACAGCCAACACUAACAUUAGGGAAAUGUUCUGGGACAGAGCUUUCAAUUCUUUUAGAAUUAUGAAUUUAGCAUAUUUGUGGACAAUUCUUAUUUCAUGCAACUUUUAAACUGCUAUUGGUUUAUAAUGGCUUAAAAGCUUUAAAGUAAUAUUCCGUUUUCAUUACAAGUUAAGCCAACAUGCUUUUUAAGGCAAGUCUUUCCACUCGGCAGCCAUCUUUGGAAGCUAUUUUCUAUGUAAACAAGCAGCAUGAAAGUACAGCAUCAAUCUAAGAUAAGGUUCGGUGAGAAACAAACUGAAAUCUAAUGAAUUAUUUAGUGAAAAUGUUCACUGACCGUUGAUCUCCUGUGCAUGUUCAUGAUAGGGCAUGAGAGCAACAGUUCAUGAAACCCCCUCGCGACAUUGGGGCGAAAACUCAUUUUGCUUAUCUAAAAACAAGUCCUCCACAGCAAUAGUGACAACAGAACACAACACAGCUGCACAAAAACAGAGAACAGAACUUAUAAAACAUGUCUGAAGAGUUUGUAGUUGAAGAACAGCCUUAAUUUUUUUUUUUACGUUUUUGGACCAGUGCCAGUUCACAGAGUUACCUGCGCAAUGCCGAAAAUAGAAAACAAAUCAAAUCAAAUCAAAUCAAAUCACUUUUAUUGUCACACAACCAUAUACACAAGUGCAAUAGUGUAUGAAAUUCUUGGGUGUAGUUCCGAGCAACAUAGUAGUCGUGACAGUGAUGAGACAUAUACCAAUUUACAAUAAACAUCAGAUUUACACAACCCAAUUAAAAUCUAACAUACACAUAAUUACACAUAACACAAUAUACAAAUAAUAACAUACAAUGUACAGUAUAGAAUACACACAAUAUAGAAUACACAUUAUACAAUAAAAAAAUAGUAUAUAUAAAAUAUACAGUAGGUUGUAUUGUACUGUAUUGACAUUCAGGCUGUCGGUUGAUAGUAAGUUGCCAGUGUGUUGUUAAGAGAGAAUAUAAUUUAUGACAGUCCAGUGUGAGAUAAUAAGAUUAAUAAAUUGCAGUGCUGAUGUAUUUUGAUCGUGGGAGAUCAAGAGUUCAAAAGUCUGAUUGCUUGGGGGAAGAAGCUGUCAUGGAGUUGGCUGGUGCGGGUCCUGAUGCUGCGAUACCACCGGCCUGAUGGUAGCAGUGAGAGCAGCCCAUGGCUCGGGUGGCUGGAGUCUCUGAUGAUCCUCUGAGCUUUUUUCACACACCGCCUGGUAUAUAUAUGUCCUGGAGGGAGGGAAGCUCACCUCCGAUGAUAUGUCUGGCAGUUCGCACCACCCUUUGCAGGGCUUUGCGUUUGUGGGCGGUGCUAUUGCUGUUCCAGGCGGAGAUGCAGCCAGUCAGGAUGCUCUCUACAGUGCUGGUGUAGAACCGUGUGAGGAUGUGGCGGUUCAUUCCAAACUUCCUCAGCCGUCUCAGGAAGAAGAGGCGCUGGUGAGCCUUCUUCACAACGGCCUCAGUGUGGACCGACCAUGUGAGUUCCUCAGUGAUGUGGACACCCAGGAACUUGAAGCUACUGACUCUCUCCACUGGUGCUCCAUUGAUGGUGAUGGGGCUGUGUUCUCUUUCUCUUCUCCUGAAGUCCACCACAAGCUCUUUUGUCUUACUGACGUUGAGGGAGAGGUUGUGCUCCUGACACCAUUGUGUCAGAAUGUGCACCUCCUCUCUGUAGGCUGUUUCAUCAUUGUCAGUGAUCAGACCUACCACCGUUGUAUCAUCAGCAAACUUAAUGAUGGCAUUGGAGCUGUGUGUUGCCACACAGUCAUGUGUGUACAGAGAAUACAGGAGUGGGCUGAGAACACAGCCCUGCGGGGCUCCAGUGUUGAGGGUCAGUGAUGAGGAGAUGUUGCUGCCCAUUCUAACCACCUGGCAUCUAGUUGACAGGAAGUCCAGGAUCCAGCUGCACAGUGAGCUGUUUAAGCCCAGAGCCCGGAGUUUCACAUAAAGCUUGGAGGGCACUAUGGUGUUCAAUGUUGAGCUGUAGUCUACAAACAGCAUUCUCACAUAAGUGUUCCUUUUUUCCAGGUGGGAGAGAGCAGUGUGUAUUGUAGAUGCAAUGGCAUCAUCAGUGGAGCGGUUGUUGCGGUAAGCAAACUGCAAUGGGUCCAGUGAUGGAGGCAGCACAGAGCAGAUGUAAUCUCUGAUUAGUCUCUCAAAGCAUUUGCUGAUGAUGGGGGUCAGAGCAACAGGACACCAGUCAUUUAAGCAAGUGAUUUUGGAUUGCUUUGGAACAGGCACAAUGGUGAAAGAGAGGGAAAGGUUGAAAAUGUCAGUAAAAACACCAGCCAGUUGGUUCGCACACGCUCUGAUGACGCGGCCCAGAAUGCCAUCUGGACCCGCGGCUUUACGGAUAUUCACCCAUCGGACGGAUCGGGUUCUGUAACUUCAGCCACGAGAGAUCUCUCCGCGAGGACGGUGUUAUUUCCCUCGAAACGAGCAUAAAAAGUAUUUAGCUCAUCCGGGAGAGAGGCAGCAGUGUUCACGGCGGAGUUUUUAUUCCCUUUAAAGUCCGUGAUGAUGUUAAUUCCCUGCCACAUGCUUCUAGAGUUGGUGGUGUUGAACUAUCCUUCAAUCUUGUUCCUGUACUGAUGUUUUGCUGUUCUUGUUUAUGCUCCUCCGCGUUCCCGGAAUUAAAAGCGGAGGUCUGCGCAUCAAGUGCCGUGCGAACAUCGCUAUUAAUCCAAGGUUUCUGGUUUGGGUAGAUCCGUAUUGUUUUGGUCAGAACAACGUCCUCUACGCACUUUCUGAUGAAACACGUUACGCUAUCAGCGUAAAGCUCGAUGUCAUCAUCAGAGGCGGACCGGAACAUCUCCCAGUCCACGUGAUCAAAACAGUCUUGUAGCGUAGAGUCUGAUUGGUCCGACCAGCACUGGAUCGUUCUGAGGGUGGGUGCUUCCUGUUUCAGUUUCUGCCUGUAAGCAGGCAGAAGCAGAACGGAAGAGUGGUCCGAUUUGCCAAAUGGUGGGCGGGGGAGGGAUUUGUAGCCAUCCCAGAAGGGAGAGUAGCAAUGGUCCAAAACCCGGUCCCCUCGUGUGUUAAAACUGAUGUGUUGGUGGUGUUUUGGUGCGACUGAUUUGAGAUUGGCUUUGUUAAAGUCCCCGGUCACAAUGAACGCGGCCUCAGGGUGCGCAGUUUCCUGCUUGCUUAUAAUCCCAUACAUUUCCUUGAGUGCCCGGUCUGUGUCGGCUUGUGGCGGGAUGUACACAGCAGUGAUAAUGACCGCUGUGAAUUCCCUCGGUAGCCAGAAUGGUCGACACAGAAGCAUGAGAAAUUCCAUAUCAGGAGAGCAGAAAGACUUGAUAGAAUGUACGUUCCUCUGAUCACACCAGGAUUUGUUGAUCAUAAAACAUACACCACCACCUCUGCUUUUACCUGAGAGGUCUUUCGCUCUGUCCACGAGAACCCCGCGGGUUCAAUGACUGAGCCUGGAAUCUCAGCAGACAUCCAAGUUUCUGUAAGGCAGAUAAUGCAGCAGUCCCUUGUCUCUCGUUGGAAAGAGAUCCGUGCUCUCAGCUCACAGAGCUUGUUGUCCAGAGACUGAACAUUUGCCAGUAGAAUACUGGGUAGCGGGGGUCGAUUUGCACAACAUCUUACUCUGAUGAGAACGCUGGCUCUGUUUCCCCUUUUCCUUUUGCGUUUCCGCGGCCGGGCUGCCCAGACAAAGGGCUCCGCUGGCCUGUUUGUAAACAGCAGGUCGGCAUUGAAGAAUCUGAAGUCCGGUUUACGGUGUGUAAUUGCAGAACCAAUGUCCAAAAGUGUUUGUCUGUCAUAGACAAUAAGGCAGACAACAUCCAAGACAAAAAACAUAUGAAUUGUAAACAAAACAAACAAAAAACUACAAUGCUGUGUCAGAGCUCGCAACGCAGCAGCCAUACUUGGCGCCAUCUUGAGUCCAGAAUGCAAUCGAUAGAAUGUACCAUCGCUCGUCACUGCUGGUUAGGACAAAACACUGAUUACCAUAGAAAAGAUACCUUUUAUCACGUGUCGUAAUACUGGCAUUACGGUGAACCUCAUACUCAAUAUAUGCUUGUCAUUGGCAGGUAGAGUUGUCAACUUUUCAUCAUGCGAAUACAGGACACACGGGACCUUUUGAGUGCUUAAAUAUUUAAACGGUUACAUAUAAAUAUAAUGAAGUUGCAAUGAGAAGUGACACUAUACGGUCACUUUUUAGCACUUUGCAUUGACCCCGACUCUCUUACGUAGCACUUGAAGUGCUUCCUUGUGCGUUCAUGUUAAGUGCAGCUUUGGAAAACGCACGUAAAAAAAUAACGAACGCACUUAACCUCUAAAAUCAAUCAUUAUAGGGAAACGAUGCCCUGAAAAAAAAAAGCGUUUUUAGCAUGACCUGAGCUAAAGAAGCACAAUUUAUGAUACCAUUGUUGUCAUAUUUUACUACUGAUUUGAAAUAUGUUUUUUGAUCGUAGUCUUGACCAAACGUUUGGGAGAUUCCGGUCUUUCCCCGUUGAAGUAGACAGUGUGGGAGACAAAUCUGAACCAAAAGUGUAUAAUCACAUGAUCAUUAUACCUCACAUAACCCGAUGAAAUUAUGCAUAGCCUCAUGUAACACAGAAUGAGUGGAGAAACAGUGAACAAUGAUAAAAGGAAUGUAAGCAGUGUUGACUGUAUAAGAGGCAGGGAGUAAACUACGCACAUCCACCAAUCCCCACUUUAUUAAAAUAGAUACAAGAAGCUGAUCAACAAUCAUGGGAAAACAAUAGUGUGAUAUGAUGACGAAGACAGUUUUUAGAAAUACGUCAACCUAAGAAAGCAACAAUAAGAAAGAGAGGCAACUAGACUAUAAAAGAUGAAGCCCAGUUCAGUUCAGUUGCUCUCGAGACCAACUCGGUUUAUUGUUGUAUUCUGGACCUAACUCUACAAUAAACCUAUAUUCUGCAUUUUCUACUGAAGCCUCCUGAGUCUUUGAUAAUACUUUGGCUGAUUCUUCGUGUCGACUAACCCAUGACAAUAGGAACUGUACUUUAAUGCAGCUUGGAUCUAUAGAAAAUAGCUUCCUGGGAGCAUUCCCAAGAGGGCCACCGAGUAGGCCUGACUUGUCUCGAAAGUACUUUGAUGUUAUCUUGCAUGAGUAAUGGAUACAGAAUACAGAGCUCUAACUUAUGUAUAGCUUUAUCUUUAUUAGUUCAAUCUGUCAUCAUGAAACAAGGCCACACCAUAGCCAAAUUAUUUUAUAUAUGUGUUUUCCACAAUGGCAAUACUCAAUACUGUUGUCCUUCCUAUCCCAAGGAAAUGCUAGUCUACAGGAUGCGAUCCAGGAUCCAUAGAGAUUGAGAACUAUAUGCAAUGAUCAUAAAUCUUUUAUGUAGCAACAGAGGGAUCUUGAUUUCAAAGUGCUUUUGUGAAGAAAGAACUUAAUGCUUUAAAAUUAAAUUAAGUAUAUGCAUAGAAUUGAGCAAAUGGUGACCAUAUUUGUAAAGUCCAGGUGAGGGGGACCUCUGGUGGUGGGAAAGUGGCAUUGCAGGCUCUUAUACUCUCUUCAAUGUAGUUUCAUUAUUGUUCCAAUUUAUUUGUGCAUCUUUGUGGUUAAGUCAAGGUUUUGUGGAAAUUUCCAAUAUUUAAUAUUAAAAAAAUCUUUUUAAAAUGUAGAAAAUUAGAUAAUAGUCUACAUAUCUUUACUGCUAGGCAUAUGUACUAUACAUGAAACCCAUCAAAUAUCCAUGUGUCAUAUGUUGUUGGAAAGCCCUCAAAGAGUAGAAAACAACCGACCUAUUUGUUUUACUCACAGUAAAAAAUAUAGCGAGUAAUAGCUAAUAUAUAUAUAUCUUUGACAAUUGUGUAGGUGUUGCUUAUAUGUUACGUUUUUGCUUAUAACUUCACGAAAAAUAAACGGAACAUAAAAUUUCACAUACCAUUAGAGGAGGUGAUUAUCUUUCAAACGAGCCCACACACAAGGUAAUUGGAUUCACAGAUCAUUAGAUAAUCCAUACGAAGCACAAUGUUACAUAUGGCCACCAGGAGAUGGCGCCAAGUAAAUAACAGGAACGUCCUGAUUACUUUCGUAACCUCCGUUCCCUGAUGGAGGGAACAAGACAUUGUGUCGAUGUAGUGACAAUAGGGGUCACUCUUGGGAGCCCUAAACACCUCUGAUCUUUGAAAAAAGGCCAAUGGGAAUUGGCGAGUGGAAUUUGCAUGCCACUCCCCCGGACAUACGGGUAUAAAAGGAGCUGGUAUGCAACCACCCAUUCAGGUUUUGUGCUGAGGAGCUGAGACAAGGUCCCGGGCCAUUUCAGCAGGUAGUUCAGUGUUGUGGCAAGAGGGACACAACGUCUCAUUCCCUCCAUCAGGGAACGGAUGUUCCGAAAGUAACCAGGAUGUUCCCUAUCUGUCAUUCAUUUGACAUUGUGUCGAUGUAGUGACACUACGGGUCCCUAUACAAAGCGCCACAACUACUGAACUGUGUUACGUGGACUAGCGGUGCAAGACGGGCAGACCUCUGUGUGCCUUGUGGCCAGCGCACCAGGCCAUGACGUAACCUCCCCCAAUGCUCUUAUGAGCAUCGAAUGGUCCUUCGGGAACAAGUCGACUGCCCAACAAAUAGGGAAAGGUUAGCCCAGCCGUGGCCUCCUUACCUCUUUUUUCUCCCAAAAAAGAGUGGAAUUUGUUAACCGACUGGGGGCCAUAAAUGUCUACGUUGGGGGAGUGUCACUCCCAAGGGGAAGACACAGCAGAGACCACACCCCGCCCAGAGAAGGGGGGGGGGGUAUUUCGAGUAGAAAUACGUCACAUGGUCUUACCGAGUCUUGUCGGAAGUAUGUCAUGUGGAGAAAUCACCUGGUGGGUCUUACCCGAGGGGGGAGGAGUUUCUACAAGCAUGGUGACCAGGGGCAGAGGGGCCUCUGCCCAAGGAAGACGCAGUUUAACGACAGGGAAACGAUUUAGCGGAAGAUAUAUCACAAGGGGUCACCUAUGGGGAACCAGUAAAUGUGGAGCACCUACUCCAGUACAGGGCUUAGUUAGCACAUGUACUGGGCUGGCAGCGAGUUUCUCCACAAACUCAUCUGCCACAGGGCUAAGGAGGAAAAUCAUCCAGGGAUCACAACUUGUGAACACGACUGGGAGUCAAAGGUGCACGUUUUCACCUCAUGGGAGGAGAAAGGCGCUAUACGCAAGCAGUACACCCAGCCAGCUGUCCCAGAAAUUACCUGUUCAGACCUGACAAAACACGGGACGAGACCGGCUCAACCCGGAGAUUAUAGAACCUCGCAAAGGUGUUGGGUGUCACCCAGCCCGCUGCUCUGCAGAUGUCUGCCAAAGAGGCGCCAAUGGUCAGGGCCCAAAAGACCGCUACACUCCUAGUAGAGUGGGCUCGUAGCGCUACGGGGGCGGCACGUCCUGAGCAUAAUAUGCCAUCAUGAUGGUGUCAAUGACCCAGUGGGCGAUCCUCUGUUUGGAGACAGCGCUUCCUUUCCGCUGUCCACCAAAGCAGACAAAGAGCUGCUCGGAGCUUCUAAAGCUCUGCGUGCAAUCCAAAUAGAUGUGUAAAGCACGCACCAGACACAGCAACGCCAAAGCUGGGUCUGCCUCCACCUGGGGCAGCGCUUGCAGGUUCACCACCUGAUCCCUAAAUAGGGUUGUGGGAACCUUGGGCACAUAGCCUGGUCGGGGUCUCAGGAUCACGUGAGAGUAGCCUGGACCGAACUCCAGGCAUGUUUCGCUGACAGAGAACGCCUGCAAGUCCCCUACCCUCUUGAUGGAAGUGAGCGCAGUCAGGAGGGAAGUCUUCAAAGAGAGUGCCUUAAGCUCAGCUGACUCCAGGGGCUCGAAGGGGGCUCCCCGUAGACCCCGAAGGUCUACAGAGAUGUCCCAUGAGGGGAUGAGAUGCGAUCUGGAGGGAUUCAACCUCCUAGCGCCACUCAGGAACCUGAUGAUCAGGUCAUGCUUCCCUAAGGACUUACCAUCCACUGUGUCAUGGUGUGCUGCUAGAGUGGCUACAUACACCUUCAAGGUGGAGGGGGACAGCCGGCCCUCCAGCCUCUCCUGCAGGAAGGAAAGCACUGAUCCCACUGAGCAUCUCUGGGGGUCUUCGUGUCGGGAAGAACACCACUUAGCGAACAGACACUUCAAAGCAUACAGGCACCUCGUAGACUAGCCUGAGUGAUCUGUCUACCACCGCAGGUCGAGCAGUACUGCCAACAACUCGAGGCAGUUGUGUACCAACACAGCCGCGGGCCAGUCCAGGAGCCGGCAGGUGUGCCCAUUGCAUACGGCCCCCCAGCCCGUCUUGGAGGCGUCUGUCGUAAGCAUGACGCACCUGGGGACCUGCUCUAGGGGAACCCCUACCCAUAGAAA